Plasmodium vivax (malaria parasite P. vivax) is the source of this 1926-nucleotide messenger RNA. RefSeq lists its product as hypothetical. The record is from RefSeq and is a predicted model, not a curated record. Gene Ontology annotation, cellular component: Golgi membrane. The transcript has 6 exons. Gene Ontology annotation, molecular function: palmitoyltransferase activity; protein binding. Gene Ontology annotation, biological process: protein palmitoylation. Bases 1 to 1926 code for a protein of 641 amino acids. Lineage: Eukaryota; Apicomplexa; Aconoidasida; Haemosporida; Plasmodiidae.
AUGCAAAUUCGUGAGUGUAUCCCCAGUGAGCUGCCCAUUGGGGGCGAUCUUUUAUUCGAGUUAGCAAAGCGGAGAGAUGAACGGGUUUACAUCCUUUUGGAACAAGACGGACGUCUACUAAACUGUCGUGACGGAAAUGGAAACAGCCUGCUUCACUGGUCCGUCUUCCUAAAUGACGCGUACCUGACGUGCUACUUGCUGCAGAAGGGGGCGGACGUGAACGCCAAGGCGCACAACGCGCAGACGCCGCUGUUCUGGGCAGUCUCCGGGAGCAACCUGCACAUGGUCCACCUGCUGAGGAAGCACGGAGGGGAUAUAUUUCAAGUCGACGACAAGGGUUACAGCUGCUUGACCAUAAGCACUCAGUAUGGGCACGUCCUAUGCUUCCUCUAUUUAAUUCAUUUGGGGGCACCACUAACGCAUAGGGACCAGAACAACUGCUCCGUAGCUGACUGGGCAGCUUAUAACAACAAUCUAUUUUUCCUUCGCCUGCUGUCGAACGUUUCCCCUAACUUAUUCUCCACAAAUUUGAGGACCCCCGCGUCCACUUUGCACAAGGCCAUCAUUGGGAACGCCUACGACGCGGUGGUCUUCCUCGUGCUGCACGGCCACCAGAAUGUGCACGACGUCGCCACGGAGGGAAACAAAACCGCUGCCCAGUUUGUCGAAGAACAUAAGGAUAAGGUGGACGGAAGAAUCUACCAGUUUGUCACUUGCAGGAAGGUGCAGCAGCUGUGCAGGCGGCGAGGCGGGAAGGAGGACCCGGCUUUGUACGAGCCCGGCGGGACGAUCGGCCCCUACGCGAUUGCAAGCAGGAGAAAGCUCUCCACCCUGCGGAAGAUCCGCCACGCGCUCAGCCAGGAGAAGGCGCUGCUGCUCUACCCCGCCGCGAUCAUCCUCUCGCACCUGUACAUGUCCUGCGUGCACUUCUUUUACACGAGGGGGGCGCUCCCGGGGGAAGGCCCCCUGUGGGACUUCGCCCACCCGGUGCUAUUCGUGCUGUACUGCAUGGUCGUUUCGAGUGACCCCGGCUAUCUGGAGGGUGAGGGAAACGCCCCAAGCGAUGUGUCAACGGGUGAAAAGGACCCAUCGCACCCCCCCGAAGUAGACACGGUUAGAAGCACAAAUUUGACGUUUCGAAAAAUUAUACAAAAUGUGAAGGAGGAUAUAAAAAAAUUUGAAGAAAAAAAUAAAGUAGUGGAAUUCUGCGAAGAGGUAAAAUGGAAGAACAUAAGGGAAGUCCAAACUGAUUUGCAAAUAAAGUUGGAUGCUCAAGGAUUCGAAGUAACCUCCUUUGAUGUGAAGAAGUUAUGCCCCACUUGCUUCCUCUUUAAAAAUUUACGAACGAAGCAUUGCCGAUUGUGUGGCAGGUGCGUUGACCUAUAUGACCACCACUGUAUAUUUACGCUAAACUGCAUGAGUGUAGAUAAUGCGAAGGUGUUUCUAAUUUGGAUCGCGUUGAAUCUGUUUUUUCACUUUUGGAAGGUGUACAUACAUAUAAGUACGUUUAUGCGGCUGGAGUUCCCAUCGUCUUCACUCCCCUUCCGAGGAGUGUCCCUAUCGGUUGUGCUGCUGAGCGUGCUGCAUUUGUACCUCAUGGGGGCCAUUUUCCUAAGGACGGGGCUAAACAUUUUAGAAAACAUCACAUCUAAUGAGAAGUCCCAGAUGUAUUCCUCCAGCUCUUUUUUUCUAUACGAAUUGAAGAAAGACAAGAAUAACGAACCCGUGGUGAUUCGAAGAUUUAAGAACCCGUUUGAUCGGGGGGCCCUUUUUAAUUUGAUUCAUUUUUUUAAAAAGUCUAAGGGACAGUUGGCUAGCCCGGAGAGGCAGUUCAUCCGCGUGGACGACAGUGUGCAGAGUGAGCCCGUCAGGGCCUUCGUGGAGAAGCUCAACGGGGAGCUCCGUCGCGUAUAUGAUAAGCGGUGA